Molecule: messenger RNA, 2802 nt
Organism: Poecile atricapillus (Black-capped chickadee)
Lineage: Eukaryota; Metazoa; Chordata; Aves; Passeriformes; Paridae
Product: N-acyl-phosphatidylethanolamine-hydrolyzing phospholipase D-like
Exons: 6
Coding region: 12-1424 (470 amino acids)
Biological process (GO): N-acylethanolamine metabolic process; N-acylphosphatidylethanolamine metabolic process
Cellular component (GO): membrane-bounded organelle; cytoplasm
Molecular function (GO): zinc ion binding; N-acylphosphatidylethanolamine-specific phospholipase D activity
Source: RefSeq, a predicted model, not a curated record
CCCUGUUCUCUAUGGCGGGGCGCCGGGCGCUGUGGAGCUGCUCCCUGCAGCUCAUCGCGCUGCCCACGGCGGCGGGCUGGUCAGGUGGAACGCCGCAACCGUUCAACAGCCCCUACUGGAGACCUGCAAAGCCGCCGCCGUGGAAGGGGUGGAGCGGCACCAUGGAGGAGGAGGAGAAGGGGGACGAGACUCUUCAGGGGCGGCAGCAGCAGCCCCGGAGUUCUCCUGAAAAAGGUAUGGAUAAGAAGACAGAUGAAGAGCAGCCUUCAACUGCCUGUAACCAGUACCCUAAAGAAGCAGUGAAGAAACGUCAGAAUUCGGGUCGAGGUUCCGGGAGCAAUGAUUCUUCCAGGACCUUCAGGAAAAGCUUCAGACUGGACUACAGAUUAGAAGAGGAUGUAACUAAAUCAAAGAGAGGCAAAGAUGGGAGAUUUGUCAACCCAUGGCCAACAUGGAAAUCACCAACUUUACCAAACAUUUUGAAAUGGUCCUUCAUGGAAAAAAAUAACAGCAAUGUGCCACGCUCCAAGCAGGAACUCGACAAAGAACUUCCAGUGUUACAACCUUACUUUGUUCAAACGCCAGAAGAUGCUGGGAAAACAGGAGCUGGUAUGCGAGUCACAUGGCUGGGACAUGCCACGGUUAUGGUGGAAAUGGAUGAACUUAUAUUUCUUACUGACCCAAUCUUCAGCCAGAGAGCUUCCCCUAUUCAGUUGUUGGGUCCCAAGCGCUUCCGAGGGCCUCCGUGCACAGUAGCGCAGCUCCCCAAGAUAGAUGCGGUGUUGAUCAGCCACACCCACUACGAUCAUCUGGACUACAACAGCGUAGCGAGUCUGAACGAACGCUUUGGGAGCGAGCUGCGCUGGUUUGUGCCUCUGGGGCUCCUGCAGUGGAUGCAGAGAUGUGGUUGUGAGAAUGUGAUUGAACUGGAUUGGUGGGAGGAGAACUGUGUCCCUGGUCAUGAUGCAGUAACUUUUGUCUUCACCCCUUCCCAGCAUUGGUGCAAAAGGACUGUGACAGAUGAUAACAAGGUUCUCUGGGGCAGCUGGUCUGUCCUGGGACCUUGGAAUAGGUUUUUCUUUGCAGGAGAUACUGGAUAUUGUUUUGCUUUUGAACAAAUAGGUAAAAGGUUUGGACCUUUCGAUCUUGCAGCCAUCCCCAUUGGAGCUUAUGAGCCAAGGUGGUUUAUGAAAUACCAGCAUGUGGAUCCUGAAGAAGCAGUAAGAAUCCAUAUUGAUGUUCAAGCAAAGAAGUCUGUAGCAAUUCACUGGGGGACCUUUGCUUUAGCAAAUGAGUAUUACUUGGAUCCUCCGGUUAAAUUGAAUGAAGCUCUGGAAAGAUAUGGCUUGAAAAAGGAUGACUUCUUUCUCUUACGUCAUGGAGAAUCACGGAAUUUGAAUACAAAUGACCGUUUUGAAAACUGAAACAAUGUCAGUUCCUUAAAGUCUUAAGCAAGGGCUGUGGUAUUUUUUCUAAUAGCUUCCCUAUAAUUUUCAAGCUGAAUGAGAGAUUACAGCAUUGUUCAGUGUUAUAAAACUUGGCCAAAUGUAUCUGUAUCCAAAUGUCUUGCUAAUUUACAGAAUUAAAGCCUACUGUUGCCAAUAAAAAGGAUUGUUAUUCUCCUUCAUAAUUUCAUUGGCAAAUCAUGUUUUGUUUAUGAUUUCUUUGGUUGGUAGGAUAUGUGGGUUGGUUUGAGGGUUUUUUUUUUUUCUCUUGCUGUACAUUUUAUUUUCAUAUCCCAUAAAGAUACAUAUAUAUAAAAAAAGAUACAUUAUUUAAAGGCAUUAACUUCUGGCAACUAAUCAAAACCAGUUAAUGAGAUUUCAUGGUAGGAACAACUGAAUCUUUUAACUGUAGACAGUUAUCAAAAGUGAUUUAAAACUACCCUGUGAUUCAGUGUAGAGGGUCUUUCAGGUGAAGUCCCUUGUAUUUUCACAACAGGUUCAAUUACAACUUGGGUGAUACAAUGUAUAUUACCUAUUUGUAAUUUUGUGGAGGACACCAAGCUGCAAGGAGUUUUGAGUAUUUUGAAGGACAAGUUUAACGAGCUUGAUUUUGUUGUGGGUUGUUUUCCUUUCCUGUUUUAAUAAUCAUCAAUAGGUUAUUCUGUAAAAUUAUAUACUUUAGAAAGAGUGAAACUAAAACACAGAAUACCUAGAUGACCAAUCACAGAGCAGAGAAAUACUGGCUUACAUGGAUCAGAAACUCAAUGUCAGUAAUGACAUGUUUUGUUUUCGAUCUGUUAAUUCACAUUUGUACCUAGAAUGGUGACCGUUAUGUUUUGCUUGGUGCUGAUAAGAUUCCACCAAGGGUGUGGGGUAAGUGAUAAAAAAUGAGACAUCUUUACAUAAAAGUACAUUGGAAAGUUUUGCAUGAUUUCAAAACAUCUCAAGAGCUCUGUGAAGAAAGCAUUUAAAAAUAGUUCCUUCUAGACCAGAAAAAGAAAACUGAGACAAUACUGUAACAAGUUCUUAUGUAUUUUUAGAAAAGGUCACUUGUUUCUAUCAGCUGUCAAAGCAACAGAUAAGAGAUCAACUGUAUCAAAAAGAUAUUUGAAAAACUUAUUUUUAGGUUGAAGAACACAGAAAGUGACAUCUAGAUAUCUCUGUUGUUGAUCUUAAGCCAUGUAUCAGCUAUACCUAGAACAAAUUGGUCCUAGUGUCUUGUCAGGAGGGUAGUUAAAUUCUUAGUGUCUGGCCUAGUCUUUAUUUUUUUUAGUCAAAUUCAGUAGCAGAAAAUAUUAAAUCUACAAAAAGUUGCAAAACAUUAAGUGAUUGUAAUGUAACUUGCUUAUUACAAACU